Psylliodes chrysocephalus is the source of this 1575-nucleotide messenger RNA. The record is from the annotation of a GenBank genome assembly. Lineage: Eukaryota; Metazoa; Arthropoda; Insecta; Coleoptera; Chrysomelidae.
AUGAAUAUAAAACAAGAAGAAGGUUUAGAUAUUCUUGAAGAUGUUUUCAAAAAUGAACCCGAGCUUGUUUCCGUACAUAUGAAACAAACGUAUAAAGAGGAAGAUGAUGAUGAUUUUUUUGAUGAGUUUGAAACCAACAAAUCGGGACAAAAUAUUGAAAUUAAAGAAGAAAUUAUUGAAUGUGACGAGCCUAAAAUUGAAUAUCGUUCAGAUUUGCUCUCAACAAUUAACAAUGCUUCGGCUUCUGGAAAAAUGCGAUUUUGUGCUACAGCUGCAACUGUUAAAAAAGAACUCAAGAACACUGAUGAAGUGGAUAUUAAGGAAGAUAUUAGUGAAUAUAAUCAGCCGAGUAUGAACAAUAAAAGUACUGAAUAUCAAGAAAGUUUAACAGAGUUGUGUGACAGAGAAAAUAAUGAAAGGUUAUCAAAUACGUUAAAAAAUGACGCAAAUGUUAUAAAUAUUAUAAAGAAAAGGAAGCAGUGCCGCUAUCAAAAAAGUAUAGUAACAAUGGGAUCACGAACGAUACAAAUUCUAGAGAACGCAACAAAUUCUGUUAGUCAGAACAAUAUAGAUACAGUAGAUAUAGAAAAUACCGAAUUCGUUUUUGAAGAAGACCUAAAUCAUCCUAUAAUUGCAUCAGUUGUUGGUGCCUCAAACCAAGUUUUAAGUCAGUCUGAAAACGAUCCACAGCAAGUUUGUAAUGAUUUAGAUAUAGAAGAAAACCAAAAUGAAUUUUUAAAUGCAUCGGACUUAAUUGAGAAUUUGCAGCCGUCAUUUCCAGCUGUAAUGCCAAAUAGAUGUUUACAAAAUAAUUCACCUUUUAAUAAUAUUGAUUUAAGUCCUAGACAAAACCAGCAUAGUCACUCUGAAAAUGAAGAAAAAUACAUACCAGAUAGGAACAUAGAGAGUGGCGAAGACAGUAAUAAUGCUGAUAGUGGAGAUGCUAUCCAGUCAAAGAUUAAAAAUGAUGAAGAAUAUAUACCAGAUUUAUGCAAUGAAAGCGAUACUGGAUAUAUCCAACCAAACAAAGAAAGCGUCGAGCCUGAGGCAACCGAGGUCGAUGAAAAUGCUGAAGAAAAUUUAUCAAAAAGGAAGCGGGAAAAAACCAACCAAAGACACCUAAAUAAAAGACUAAGGAUGCAAGGGCAAGAAUAUUUAGGAUUCAGAAAACCAAGAAAUCAAAGGAAUACAUUCAAUGAUACAAAAAGAGCAGAACGACGCCUAAAACCGCGUUGCGAUUGCAGAGAUAAGAAGAAACUCCUACGAAAGUGUAAAUUAAUUGUCGAAAAUUACCGCGUAGCUUUAUUUAAUGAUUUUUGGUCAAAAAUGACAUGGGACGAAAGAAAGGUUUUUGUGUGUAAUACGGUUACCAUAAAAAAAUCAAACAAUAGAACAUCGGACUCAAGAAGGACAACAACACUAAUAUACACUUUAAAGGUGAAUCACCAGAUCGUCCCGGUUUGCAAAAAAAUGUACCUAAACACAACAGGUCUUGGCGAAUGGUCGGUAAGGAAUUGGGUGUUAAACAGUAGUGACGGUGUUGUUGAAAGACAAGAGAGUACUGUGCUAGAAUGA